Messenger RNA from Drosophila virilis, 1748 nucleotides. It is a transcript of the gene Gr59e, whose product is annotated as Gustatory receptor 59e. Lineage: Eukaryota; Metazoa; Arthropoda; Insecta; Diptera; Drosophilidae. The record is from RefSeq and is a predicted model, not a curated record. Gene Ontology annotation, cellular component: membrane; axon; dendrite. Gene Ontology annotation, biological process: chemosensory behavior; sensory perception of taste; male courtship behavior.
CCAGUUCCUGGGUGCGAUUUAUGUAACAAGCAUUAGUUGGGGAGAUUCUGACCGCGAUGCUAAUUGGACUAUCGACCUUCAGAUUGAUGACGAUGAAGUACUCUUGACGAGGAACCUUUGGUCUCAAGCUACUUUAUGAGCACGUACCUUGCCCUGUUCUUACUCAGUUGCUUUCUCCACUGUCUUACUGCCGGCUGGACAUCCACAGAGAGAUCGAGAAAUACCCUCAAGCCCACAGCCCAACCACCAUCCCAGCCUACUAGUCAUACCUUUGCUGCUUCCAUGGCGUUGAAGAUCCUUGCUGGGGCUGUGACCAGACAUCUGUGAGGCGUUUCUUGCGUGACGCCUGCUUCAACUUGAGCUGCAACAUGAUGUUUGGGUCAAGCGCGUUUUCACGCCUUUCAAUUAGCUGCAAUUAGGCACAUCCGGACAGCUGGCGCAUCAUUAAUCAAACACCUUAAAUGCUUUCCAAUUAUAAUGGGCAUUCAGUUUACCUGGCGUCCCACACAUGAACAGUUGGAGCGAUAGACGGAUAGGCCUGCGCCUGCUGCUCGGCCUUAGCCGCUGGCUGGGCGUUUCCCCGCCCGGCGAACGGUUGGCAUAUCUACACCUGGUCUGGUCCGUGCUGCUGCUGGGCUGCGUUUGGUUCUACACGCUAAACCGUUUGAUCACCAUGAAGUUCUACAAGCAAGUUUUGACCAUACAGAAGCUGUUUUAUUUUGCCGAGUAUCCGGCGAACAUGUUGUUGACGGCGCUAUUCUCGCUGCGGGUUUAUCGCAGCGCACGAUUCCAUAGACAACUUUGGCUGCAGCUAUGUCGCCUGCAGGCGCUGCUCUUCGAGGACGCGACUGCUGCAGCACGUCAACUCUUCGCAGGAUUUGAGCAGCAUGCGCUGCGGCUGCUCUGCGUGAUAAUUGGCUUUCAUGCAGUCUGCGCUGUGGUGGACAGCGCCUGGCUGAACUUCGACUGGCGUCUGAGCGUGCCCAGUAAUUGUGCCCAUCAACUGCCCAGCCUGAUGAUCAGCCUGAGCCUGCUGCAAUAUGUCCUGGCACACCGACUGCUCUGCCUGUUAUAUGCACAGCUCAACCAGCGCCUGGCACAGCUGCGUGGGCGUCCCGUUGGCAUCUGUGUCCUGGCCUUGGAGUCGCAGUCGCUGGAGCAGCUGCGCCUGGUUGCCGUCGCCUUGGAUGGCGUUCAAGCUAAACUCUUGGCCCGUUUUGGACUCGUGCUGCUGCUUAGCUUUGGUAACUCGCUGCUGAGCCUCUCCUACGAGGUGUUCAAUGUGUUUCGCCUGCUCGAGCUGGCGCAAUUGAGCGACUGGUUGCUCUAUUGCUAUCGUUCCUUGUGGCUUCUGCUGCAUGGCGCACGCAUUUGGUUUGUGCUCAGGGCCAAUGAGCGCAUCGUUGAGCAGAAAUGCCAGCUCUUUCUGUUGCUCAACCAGCUGGAGGCUAGCGACACGCGCCAAGAACGUUCCAUUAAUCGUUUUCUGCUCCAACUCCAGACUAAUCAGGCCCAACCCCUGGCCGCCUGUGGGCUUGUCGACCUGGACACCCUUGCGCUGGGCGGGGUAAGUGCCGACAUAUUUACCCAACACAAUCACAAACGCAAUCUCAUUUUGUUCUUUGUUUUGCGGCAGUUUGUCAAUGCUUUGCUGGUCAUUGUUAUAUUCCUGAUACAAAUCGAUCUGGGCAAUAAAUCGCUCAGGGGCUUUGUCUGAAGGCGCAUUCAAUAAAUGAAGCUUGUCCGGA